This is a messenger RNA of Jatropha curcas, 887 nucleotides long. RefSeq lists its product as uncharacterized. NCBI's taxonomy places the organism in Eukaryota, Viridiplantae, Streptophyta, Magnoliopsida, Malpighiales, Euphorbiaceae. The record is from RefSeq and is a predicted model, not a curated record.
AUGCAAUUUUUUCCUCUUUAUGGGACCCUCCAGAAAUUUCCAGUUUAGGAAUUUUGAUUAAUUAUGGCUUCUUCAAAGAAAUGGGCAUUUCUCAUUUCAUCCAUUGCUUCUUUCAUCCUAUUUUUUAUUAUAAUCUUCCAACUCCCUCUCUUCAGGGUACCAUGUAGAAUUGGAAUAUGUACAUCACCUAUAGAGGUGACAUCCUCUCAGUUGAUAGCAACAGAGCUUUGUCCUGCAUUUGUUGUUAAGGCUCUUCUCUACCCUGGUGCUAUUUCAAAGGCUUCCAUCAAGAACCAAACUCUUCCAACAUUUGAUAAUUUGUUGAAGCUAUAUAGUCUUACUAAUUUCAAGAAAGGCUCUGCUAAGUUUGAUCUCCAUCAUCUCGAGAUUCUUGCAGGAAGUUACUUGACAGUUGCAGGAGCAGUUUUUGGUGUUAUAAGACAAGGGAGAAUGAGCCUUUUUGGAACACUACUUAUCAUAUGGGGCAUUAUAAGAGAAGGCAUUCAAAGAAAAUCUGCUACAAAAGCUUUUCAUAUAUACCCAGAAAUGUAUAUUGCUCUAGUUUGUGCUUUUCUAUCCAUAAGAAAGGAUGUCAAGAAAUUAUUCCGUAGUUCCAAGGCUCGCAAAGUUGUAAAAUCUCUUGGAUCCAAAGCCAAAUACAUGUGAAUGGCUUGUGGGUGGUGGGAGAAAUUUUUUAACAUUUUCAAUUAGGAGUUCUAUUGAGGGAAAGUAGAAACAUUUUCUCUGAUGUAGAAGCUUCUGUAUUUCAUGAUAGGUUAUAAUUUUUUAUUGGUAGAGUGUUGUUCUUUAUUCAUGAUUCUCACAAGCAUUUAUUCAGUAAAUGUAUUAACUAAGGUUUCCUGUAAUUUUUUUCCUUUUCUUUUUAA